AUGUCGGACUUCGUCUACACACUCGACUCCGAUGAUGAGCUCAACCCUCAGGAGGGGCCGGCAAAGUUGGGCCCGAUCAUCGCUUCCGCCCCCAUCCCUGCGACUCGACCCAAGGUUGCGAAGCGAUUGCGCGAAGAGACCAAAGUCGCACGAGCUCGAGGCGGACCCACGCUGCUGAGCAAGAAGGCCGGGUUAGUCACUACGACUAGGGAUCAACCAUCGACCCAAGGCGACGAUGAGAGCACCGCAGGCGAGAGCGGAGCUAUGGGUGACGAAGGGGCCCAAAUCAACUCGAGCUUCGUGUUCGAUGGUCUUGGGGGAGGCUACGUCGGCACAAGCCGCAACAGCGUCUGGGUCAGUUGGAGCUUUUCUGAGCUCGGUGUGACCUUCUUAUUUUUGUACCGUAGCACUGACCGCUGACUACCCGAACCGUCAGGAUGCGGGGGAUCCGUAUCUGGUGCGGCGUCCAAAUGCGAUUGUGAGUAGAGGCCGGACUCGGUCUCAAGGUGCGGGGGCUUCUAUCGCAGGCUUGUAGUGACAAUUACCCCUUUCUUCCCACUCGGCCCCGUUGACCAAUUCUCAGCCUCGCGUGACAGUAGACGAGAUUAUCGCUCGUCGAGCGCCCACCCGGAAGGUCGUCAAUUCAAGCAGAGCUGAUAACGCGUCUUCACAAGAUGUAGCUUCUUCGGGUUUUGGCAGUCGCGAUGAAGGUGGCCUGCCUUCGGCAUAUGCUCCGGGGAAGCGAUCUCAUGUCGAUGCGGAUGCAAAGGAUAGAAACUGGCUCGAGCAAUGCGUCGACGAAGUGCAUGAGGGCCAUGCCUCGACAUCUUCUGGAAAACGGGCCUAUCGCGGUCUACAGACAAGCAGCACACAGGACGAAGGAUCUGCGGACAGAUUACCUGUAUCCCCAAGCUCAAUCGCUGAAGGAUCGGACCGCAGUGUUAACAGCGAUGGCAGCGACUAUAGCGACGAUGACAGCACCGAAGACAAUAGCGAGGGCCGAUCCGCGCCUCACACUGGCGGUCAGCAACCCGAUCAAUUUCUCCGUCCUAUGGAAAACCCGCGCCUGACCCGAAACAGGUUUUUAAUCUUUUCGGCACCUACCACAGGCUUUGCAGCGCUCGCAGAAAUAGAUCCGGAUUUGCUUGUCGACGAGGAAGGCUUUGGAACUUCGGUAGGGUCGGACUCGCCCAAGGCCGACUCCUCGAAUGAACCCGAUGGUGCAGCCGCCAUCAAAGCAUUUUUUGCACCCCACACUGUCACUUCGUCCUCGAGCACAAAUUUAUCUUUUGCCACUCUCCCCGGCUGCACCAUCUCUCGUCAGCUUCUGCUCGCUCUCAGCAGUCUGAGUCUGGCCGUCCCAACGCCAAUUCAACGCGAAUGCAUACCGAUCGCAAUGAUGGGCAAGGACAUCGUAGCGAGCUCGGCCACUGGCUCAGGGAAAACGGUGGCUUUUUGGAUCGGCGUGCUUGAGCGCCUCCUCCACCGGGACCGCCGAAACUCCAUGACUCGCGUUGUCGUCAUCACCCCCACUCGCGAACUCGCGGUGCAAGUACACGGCGUGGGCAAAGCGUUGGCGCGCUACACGGACGUCGAGUUCUGUCUCUGUGUUGGCGGACUGUCUCUCAAAGUACAGGAAGCCGAGCUCAAGCAGCGUCCCGACAUCGUAGUAUCCACGCCCGGACGGUUGAUCGAUCACGUUCGCAACACGCCCUCGUUCACCAUGGACGGCGUAGAAAUUUUGGUACUCGACGAAGCGGACCGCAUGCUCGAAGAGGUCGGUUUUUUGCAGUGACUGUCUAAGCGUGUUGGACCUGACAAGUUUGACUUUGAUCAUGCCUUAUGCAGGGUUUCCGAUCCGAGCUCGAAGAAAUCAUUGAGGCCACGCCUCGGUCACGCCAAACCUUGCUCUUCUCCGCUACUGUGACCGAGUCCAUCGCCCAGCUCACUCGGCUGUCGAUGAACAAGCCUGUGCGCGUCAAGGUCGACCAGAUGGGCGCCACUGCUCCAGGUUUGGUGCAGGAAUGUGCGUCAUCGUGACAUGAUCUUGGCCGACCCAUUUGUUCGAACUGAACCGAUGCCUUUUCUGAACAUAGUCCUUCGAGUGCGCGGGGAUAGACCGGGAGAAGCUAUCGAGCGCGGCUUUCGGUCUGGCGAGCGAACCCGGGAAGCCUUAUUGGUCACAUUGUGCGCCCGAAGUUUCGCAACCGGACGCACCAUAAUAUUUUUUCGAUCGAAGGCUCAGGCCCAUCGCAUGAAGAUCAUAUUUUCGCUCGUCGGUCAAGGCUUGCAGAAAGCUGACGAGCUUCACGGAGAUCUUACUCAAGAGCAACGCCUGGAGAGUCUCAAACGGUUUCGAGAGGGCGAAUGUUCGUUCCUUCUCGCUACUGAUUUGGCCUCCCGCGGGUACGUGAGCUUGAUGGAUUUGGCCUUGCGGCCGCUCUGACAUUGACUCGAUUUCGCUUUCGACGCCUCGCAUUCUCUACAGGCUCGACAUUAAGGGUAUUGACAAUGUCAUCAACUAUGAGAUGCCAAGGUCUAUCGAGAUCUAUCUGCAUAGGGUGGGAAGGACAGCGCGCGCUGGCCGGCAAGGAAGGUGAGGCUUUGCAAAGCUCGAGACCGUGCGAGUGGCGGCUUGCGUGCUGAUACUCUAAACACGGUCGAAACUCGACCCUUCGCCAAUGAUAUAAUGAUCUGCACGACUCACAGAGCGCUAACGCUGGUCGGAGAAUCGGACCGAAAAUUGGUUAAGCUUGCAGUCAAGCAUGCGCCGCCCGAAUCGAUACAACAAAGAGUGAUACCGGUGGAGGCGCACUUCGAUGUAUUGGCGCAACUUCAAGAACUUGAGAGCGAAGUCAAGGCGGUGCAGCGCGAGGAGAGGGAGGAAACCGAGGUCGGUGUUGUUUUCUUCGCAUCCUGUCGCUGUUCUUGUGCGCAUCGGCUGACCUGCUCAGCUGCUGUUCGCCUCGGACGCUCUAUCGACUCCUCUCCAGACGAGAAAGGGUGAGAUGGAACUGUCCAAAGGCCGCAACCUGAUUCAACACGAACGAGAGAUUCAUUCCAGGCCGGCUCGCACUUGGUUCCAAACAACUCAGGAAAAAAAUAUCGCGAAAAGUUAGUCCAGCCUGGGAGGAGAGGGGGAGGGGGGAGGAGGAGCGACGAAAGACGAUCUCACCUACUUCUUGUCCCGCUCCAGCUGCCGGCCUAAACGAACACAACCAGAAGUUCAGAGACCGCAAGCCUAUCAAGCCUACCACAGUGACGGAUGAUAGACCGGCCCCAAAGCGCACAGCGUUCUCGGGUCUGUCCAGAAAAGAAAAGCGGCGCAAAUUAGCGUCACUCGAAGACGCUGAGGAUGAUGAUCGCGGCAAGAUUGAGGGAUCGAUUCGCUCGGCCAAGAGGGCCGCGUUGCCGCGUAAAAUGACUGUGGCCUCCGAAGCACGCGCGACAACCCACCAAUCAAGAAAAUCCAAGGAGAGACGUGCGGGUGAUUUCGAUCGAGAGCUCGGGGUCAGUCGGAGGGCGAUCGGUGAACUCGACGACGAGUCUGGGUCUAGGAAGAGCUCGUCUGUUCGAGGCGGAGUCUUCAACGCCAGCCGGAAGGGUAACACGCGCCGUCAAAAGCGCUGA
This is a messenger RNA of Microbotryum saponariae, 3630 nucleotides long. The record is from the annotation of a GenBank genome assembly. NCBI's taxonomy places the organism in Eukaryota, Fungi, Basidiomycota, Microbotryomycetes, Microbotryales, Microbotryaceae.